Messenger RNA from Pocillopora damicornis (cauliflower coral), 1390 nucleotides. RefSeq lists its product as uncharacterized. The record is from RefSeq and is a predicted model, not a curated record. Gene Ontology annotation, molecular function: DNA binding. Lineage: Eukaryota; Metazoa; Cnidaria; Anthozoa; Scleractinia; Pocilloporidae. Gene Ontology annotation, biological process: regulation of DNA-templated transcription.
AGCGUUUGCAGUAGCUACUAAUACUAACAACAGUAUGCAAGAUCUCCAAACUUUCGUUGAUCGUCUAAGAAGUUUUAAGGUUUCGCAAACACUGCUUGCUUCAAAUUCUACGCCUUGAACCUAUUCCGUGUAAACCUUGGACAACAUUGGGACUUGUUUCACCGAAAAGACAUGGCUCCCCAUACGGGCAAGGCGACGAGAAACAAGCGUUACCUGGAUGAGAACGUGGAAAAUAUGAGAGAAGAAAGUGAAAGGGUGCUUCGCGCAUCACGUGUCACAGCUAGCCCACCGCCCAAGAGAAGAAGAGGGAACCUUCCGAAAGAUUCCGUCAAUGUUUUGCGGAUGUGGCUAUGGGAGCACAGAUUUAAUGCAUACCCUUCGGAGGCAGAGAAACAGUACCUAUCAAAAGCUGCCAACUUGUCAGUGCUUCAAGUUUGCAACUGGUUCAUCAACGCGCGUAGGCGAAUACUGCCGGAGAUGAUUCGACGUGAAGGACGCGACCCUAGCAAUUAUACCAUCACGCGAAGAGCGAAUGUCAAAAAUUCGUCGCCUAACAGCUUGUAUCAACGAAAUUUAUCGCCUAGUCCCGAGCCACUCUUCGAAAAAGACUUUACUAGGCACGAUCAGGAGUCUUAUAUCUGCGAGUAUCGAGGACAGUUCGAAUACGUGGGGUGUAGUAGUCCUUCAUCGCAAGGACAACCGGAGGACUGCGACAGUGAAAUGCCGGCAAAUGAACAUCACACUGCACAAACUCUGGAUGCUUUCAGUAGUAUCAAUUUAUUAGUGGAGGUCGCGUUAAACAUGGACGAAUUUCGUAAACAGGGUAAAAAUUGCUUUCAAAAGGUAGCUUCUUUGUCAUGCUAACUUUGAGGCAAUUUGAAAUUUAUAUCGCAUGUAGACUUUGUGUUGUGGCAUUGUACCUGGGAAUCCUUUGUACAUUGUAAUGAAUAAUAGAUCGUUGGCUGGGAGCGACCUGACUUGUUGCGUUACCUGCGAUCGAAUAAUAGUUUCACUUGCAAGACGCGUUUGGUCCGCUCUCGGUUUUGCCAUUCGAGCCAUUCGAACGCCUCGCGCGCGCGAUCAUUAGGAGUCGAUCCGUGUUUUGCGCGCGUCGGUUGUCUGCAGAUUAGAACACAAGUAUCGCGAAAUUUAACAAGUCAGAGAUUAUGUAGAUGCGUUCAUUGUUUUGCCAAACGCUGUGUAAAUAGAAUUCUGAACUGACGUUAUGACAGACGGAGUGUGUCAAAUCGGCGAACUCCCCGCCGGAGACUUGAAAGAGAACAACCCGCUUCUGAAAUUAAUUUGUCAUUUGUUUCCAAUUUUCUGUUGCGGCUCAGUCAAGCCGGCUUUGACGCAUACUCUGAAAUUAAAACUCGAAUUCUUCACCUAA